This is a messenger RNA of Ruditapes philippinarum (Manila clam), 921 nucleotides long. RefSeq lists its product as uncharacterized. Bases 68 to 841 code for a protein of 257 amino acids. Gene Ontology annotation, molecular function: protein binding. The transcript is spliced from 3 exons. NCBI's taxonomy places the organism in Eukaryota, Metazoa, Mollusca, Bivalvia, Venerida, Veneridae. The record is from RefSeq and is a predicted model, not a curated record.
UAGCAUUUUUUUUUUUAAAAGUGUCUUCUGAAUUCUUCAUGAUCUGGAAUUAUUGAUAGUUUAAAACAUGUUUGUCUUUUUUCUUUUCUUCAUCUUUUCCUUUGUAGGCAUACAUGGAAUAAAAGAGGAAACAUUCAUGCAAAAUAUCAUGAAUGAAAUUACUGAACUCAAAACGAGACAGACUUCUUGUGAGCGAUACAAGGCCAAAGUGGCUGAAUUAGAGGCUGCUGUAGUCCAACUGAAAACAAAGCAAAGUUCUUAUGAAGCUAAGGUAGAUGAUCUCCAGAAACGCAAUGGGAAAUUGGAACUAAAGAUGCUUCAGAUUCAGCAUGACAUGGAUUCAAAACGACAAAUCCAUAAUAUUCAGCAUAAAGACAAGCCAGAUAAUCUCACGACUUACCAAAACAGUUACAAACGAAUGGCAGUCAGUGGUCAAGUUGCGUUUACAGCUGGUGUAUCAAAUGCAGACCUAACACAACUAGGAGAUCACCACACAAUCAUCUUUGAUAAGCCUAUUACAAAUAUUGGAAAUGCCUACAGCGUACAUUCUGGUAUAUUCCAGGCACCCCUUAAGGGUGUUUAUGUGUUCACAAUGACACUCAUGGUUGUCCCACGUCACAGUGAGUAUCUGGACAUUGUAGUCGAUGGAAAUCUUAUAAACCAAAUUUUUGCAGAUGCUUCGUCGGUUGAUGAUUUUAUAUCAACAACUAAGCAAUGGGUACUCGAUCUCAACGUUGGCUCCGAAGUUUGGAUUCGAACAUCUACGUACGAAAAUAAGGGAGAGAUACAUGGUAAAAUGCACACAACUUUCAGUGGAUUUCUGUUGUUUGAAACUGAAUAAAGUUUCAAAUAAUACUGAAAUGUUAUAUUGUAAAAAGAAUAUAACGAAAGCAUAUGAUUGGAAAUAUUUUGUUUUUGUUA